Thamnophis sirtalis is the source of this 669-nucleotide messenger RNA. Lineage: Eukaryota; Metazoa; Chordata; Lepidosauria; Squamata; Natricidae. The record is from RefSeq and is a predicted model, not a curated record.
CUGCGCCUGAUCGACUGGGGCCUGGCAGAAUUCUACCACCCGGGACAGGAGUACAACGUCAGGGUGGCUUCCCGCUACUUCAAGGGGCCGGAGCUUUUGGUGGAUUACCAGAUGUACGACUACAGCCUGGACAUGUGGAGCCUGGGCUGCAUGCUGGCCAGCAUGGUCUUCCGUAAGGAGCCUUUCUUCCACGGGCACGACAACUACGACCAGCUGGUGCGGAUUGCCAAGGUCUUGGGCACCGAGGACCUCUACGACUACAUCGACAAGUACAACGUGGAACUGGACCCCCGCUUCAACGACAUCCUGGGCAGGCAUUCCCGCAAGCGAUGGGAGCGCUUCGUGCACAGCGAGAACCAGCACUUGGUCAGCACCGAGGCCCUGGACUUCCUGGACAAACUCCUGCGCUACGACCACCAGACGCGGCUGACGGCCCGCGAGGCCAUGGAGCACCCCUACUUCUAUCCGAUUGUGAAGGACCCUGCCAGGAUGGCCGCCUCCACCGUCCUCUCCUCAUCUAACACGCCUGUCAGCUCCUCCAGCAUGUUGGCAGGAAUCGCCUCCAUGUCAGCCUCCCAGCCGAUGGGCAGCUUGGCCGCCUCCCCCGUCAUCGCCUCUCCGAAUGCGCUGGGCUCGCCCGUCCCUGCGGCCGCCGGAGCUCAGCCCUGA